Daktulosphaira vitifoliae (grape phylloxera) is the source of this 1810-nucleotide messenger RNA. Its product is annotated as matrix metalloproteinase-2-like. Gene Ontology annotation, molecular function: metalloendopeptidase activity; zinc ion binding. Gene Ontology annotation, cellular component: extracellular matrix. The record is from RefSeq and is a predicted model, not a curated record. The transcript is spliced from 11 exons. Gene Ontology annotation, biological process: extracellular matrix organization; proteolysis; collagen catabolic process. Bases 100 to 1719 code for a protein of 539 amino acids. Lineage: Eukaryota; Metazoa; Arthropoda; Insecta; Hemiptera; Phylloxeridae.
AUUAGUUAAACUCUUCUAUUUAUAUUAUUAAUAAAGUAGCCAAGAAUAAGAAUAGUUGUUUUAUGAUCUCUAUCUUAGACUAUUUCUGUUUUAACAAUUAUGAUUGUUAAAUUGUUCUUUGUUUUGUUAUAUUUCUCUCUAUGUAAUGUUCAAUGUUUACCAAUUGAUCAAAUUAAUCAGAAAAUAAAUAAUAUACACAUUAACCAAGAAACGCUUGAAUUCAUGCAAAAAUUUGGGUAUUUGGAUCAAAGUGGGCCAAAAUCUUUAAUAUCUACAGAAGCAAUCAUGGAUGCUUUGAAGUUAGUACAAAAAUUUGGAGGUUUAAAAGAGACAGGAAAUCUUAACAAUGAAACUCUUAAACUAAUGAAAUCUAAAAGAUGUGGUGUCAGUGAUGUUGAUCAAUCAAAAUCUCAAAUGAGAAAAAAAAGAUUUUCAAUUUCAUCAAGUGGGUGGAAUAAACGUUCUCUCUCUUAUUAUAUAUCACAUAUCACACCAAAGUUGAAAGUUGAAGGUGUGAAAGAGGAAGUACAAAGAGCUUUUCAAAAAUGGGGAAAAUACAGUUAUCUAAGAUUUUCAGAAAUUUCAACAAAUGAUGCUGAUAUUAUCAUAUCUUUUGGUAACAAUAAUCAUGGGGAUCAAUAUCCAUUUGAUGGACCAGGAAAUGUACUGGCUCAUGCAUUUUUUCCUGAAAUGGGUUUAUUAGGAGGAGAUAUACAUUUUGAUGAAAGUGAAGACUGGACUCUUGAUGUUAAUAAUAAUGAAAAUAAUGGUGUUAAUUUUUACUCAGUUGCUAUUCAUGAAAUGGGUCAUAGUCUAGGUUUAGGCCAUUCAUCUGAACCUGACUCAAUUAUGAAUCCUUAUUAUAAAGGUCCAAGACUUCAAGAAAUUGGUUAUGAUGACAUGCUAGGAAUGCAUUCAUUAUAUGUGACAAGAACUCUUACAAAUGAAGUAAAGACAACUAUGCCACCAUCCAAAGUACCUAAAAAUCCACAUGUACAUUGGUCUACAUUUAGUGAUGAAAACUGUACCGAUGAUGAUGUAGUAACCCCUGAAUCAAUUACUACACCAAAACCAAAUUCUCCAACAAAAGAUGGAAUUUCUGAUUGUAAAGGAAAUUUUAAUGCUUUAUCAUGCUUACGAGGUCAGAUAUUUCUGUUUAAAGAUGAUCUAUUAUGGAGACUCAAUGAACCAGGAAAAGUAUUACCUCGAUAUCCAGUGAAAAUGUUAAAAUUUUUUAACACAUUAUCUAAUAACAUUGAAAAUGAUAUAAAAAUUGAUGCAGCAUAUGAAAGACCUGAUUCAAAUAUUGUGAUGUUUAGUGGAACUAAAUAUUUUGUUUUUAAUGGAAAUCACUUGAUAGAAAAUAGUCCUAGAUUAAUAAUAGAUUAUAAAUUUCCACGUUUUGUUACAAAAGUUGAUGCUGCUAUGGUUUAUGGAAAUCCUUCCCUUACUUAUCUUUUUAGUGGAGAAUACUAUUGGAUAUAUGAUGAUCAAACUAAAAGUUUACUGCAAAAACAUAGAUAUAUCAAGGAACAAUUCAGGGGUGUAAAAACACCAAUUGAUGAUAUUCUUACCUGGAAUGGAGCAAUAUAUUUCUUUAAUGGAAACCAGUACUGGGAUUACGAUUGGGUACAAAAUAAAACUAAAUCAGGCUAUCCAAAGAAUGCAUCAGAGUUUUUAUUUGGAUCUAAUUGUAGAGAUAAUUUUAGAUAUCAUUAAAUUUUCUGUAAACUGUUAAAUUUUGUAUUUAUAAGACUGCUUUCUUAGAUUUUAGUUUCGAUGCGAAGUUAAAAAGGUAUUAAUUUUACUA